UACCCUCCUUUCUUUAGGACCCCACCGGCGCCCUCCCUUUGCCUCUCUCGCUCUCAUUCUAUUCCUUUCUGGGCUAGGGUUUUAGGCUUCCAGCCGCUCUCUCCUCGCGGCGCUCUUCCUCCCAAAGGCUUGGUAAGGAUGGUGAGAGUUAGCGUCUUGAAUGAUGCUCUUAAGAGCAUGUACAAUGCUGAGAAGCGAGGAAAACGUCAGGUCAUGAUCAGACCUUCAUCGAAAGUGAUCAUCAAGUUCCUUCUGGUCAUGCAGAAGCAUGGAUACAUUGGUGAGUUUGAAUAUGUAGAUGACCACCGAGCUGGUAAAAUAGUGGUUGAGUUGAAUGGAAGAUUGAACAAAUGUGGUGUUAUCAGUCCUCGCUUUGAUGUGGGUGUUAAAGAAAUUGAGCCCUGGACUGCAAGACUGCUUCCAUCUAGACAGUUUGGUUACAUUGUGCUGACAACAUCUGCGGGCAUCAUGGACCAUGAAGAAGCUAGGAGGAAGAACGUUGGUGGAAAAGUUCUUGGCUUUUUUUACUAGAUGUGGCUUUCGCCGGACAAAAGGGAUCGACUAUAGCCAUCCUAAUUUUUUCGAUAAGGAUUUUAAGGAAUUUUGGGAACUGUGUAUGUUAUUUAUACUUUGGUUUUUGGAGGUUUGAUUUUUAAUUGAAUGCAGGAGUUUGUAAGACUGAUAUUUUGAAGAACCCUUGAUUUCUGCUUCACCAGUUUGUUUUCUACCAAUUUUGUCUCACAA
Elaeis guineensis (African oil palm) is the source of this 744-nucleotide messenger RNA. Its product is annotated as small ribosomal subunit protein uS8. Gene Ontology annotation, biological process: translation. NCBI's taxonomy places the organism in Eukaryota, Viridiplantae, Streptophyta, Magnoliopsida, Arecales, Arecaceae. Gene Ontology annotation, cellular component: ribosome. The record is from RefSeq and is a predicted model, not a curated record. Gene Ontology annotation, molecular function: structural constituent of ribosome.